CCAGCCUCUUCAUCAGUUGGAGGGAGGCAGGGGAGUGGUUCGGUUCAAGCUUAGAAUUCUUUUUUUUUUAAGGGUCGCCCUCUCCCUGAUUAAAUCUGUGUCCCAGUGGAAGCCGAAGAGACCAUGAAGGAGAGACGGGCCCCCCAGCCGGCUGUGGCCAGAUGUAAACUCGUCCUGGUAGGGGAUGUGCAAUGUGGGAAGACAGCGAUGUUACAGGUGCUAGCUAAGGAUUGCUACCCAGAGACUUAUGUGCCUACUGUAUUUGAGAAUUAUACAGCCUGUCUGGAGACAGAGGAACAAAGGGUAGAGCUCAGUCUCUGGGACACCUCAGGUUCUCCCUAUUAUGACAAUGUCCGUCCACUCUGCUACAGCGAUUCAGAUGCAGUAUUGCUGUGCUUUGACGUCAGCCGCCCUGAGACUCUUGACAGCGCACUCAAAAAGUGGAAGAUGGAGGUUCUAGAUUACUGCCCCAGCACCCGUGUGCUGCUCAUUGGCUGUAAGACAGACUUAAGGACGGACCUGAGUACACUGAUGGAACUGUCUCACCAGAAGCAGGCACCUAUCUCCCAUGAACAGGGUUGUGCCACAGCCAAGCAACUAGGUGCUCAGAUUUACCUGGAAUGUUCAGCCUUCACUUCUGAAAAGAGUGUCCAUAGCAUCUUCCGGACAGCUUCGAUGGUGUGUCUGAACAAAGGCAGUCCUCUUCCACCCAAGAGCCCAGUGCGCAGCCUCUCCAAACGACUCCUGCAUCUUCCCAGCAGAUCUGAACUCAUCUCUUCUACCUUCAAGAAGGAAAAAGCCAAAAGCUGUUCCAUUAUGUGAAGGGAAGGUCUGGGGGUGGGGGGAUUGCCUCCCAUUUCCUCCCACUUCCUCUCCUAGGAAGAGGAGGCAUGGGAAGAGGGAGAAUGAGACAUUUUAGGACACCAGACAUGAAUUUUUCAGAUAGCCAAGGUGAGGGCUUAGAGGGAUGGUACGGGCCCAAGGACAAGGAUCUGAUACAGAGGGAGAAUCAUCACCCCCCAGGCCAGGAAAUAGAGUUAUGGAGGGGGCCAGUUUACUCCAGUGCCCCCUGUCCAGGGAGAAGGAAAAGUGUAGGGGGUGCAGGAGGUACUCUGGCCUCAUGGGCCCAGAGCCAGAUGCCUCCAUCUUCAGCAUCUUCCAUGCAGUGUUUCCAUGCAAGUCUAGGAGGUAGAUAAGGAAGGCCAGCUCCCUAGUUCCCCUACCAAGAGAUAGCCAGGGAGUGGGGAUGCACAGAGUAGGCAGCAGAGGGGUCUGCCUGGCAGCUUAGUGUGGGUACUUCCCAAAUGAAGCCAGAAAGGCUAUAAAUAUAGUCAGAGCCACUGAGAAGGAAACUCAUCUCUUUGCACAGCCCAUGUCUCAUAUAGAUGUGACAUUAAACAUCCAUAUGCUUCUCACCCAAGUCCCCAGGGUCCAAGGAAGAAGCCCUGACCCCCUUCUCCUGCCAAAGCAUGAGGUGGAGGCAUGCUACGAGGGGCAGGGGCAAGCGGGGGCACAAGUUUUCUCAGCCCUCUUCGAGGGCAGCACAAGUAGAAUUUGUUUUAUAGACUUUUGUCUUUGGAGUUGGUUAGUUGAAGGGGAGGGAUAGGGGAGUGUAUCAAUCUGUUACAUGUUCUGUGUUUAAAGAAAACUUAUUAAUGAAAAAUAUAACAUGAAAUCAGGCUCAGUUUUCCUGGUUACUUUCUUUCCCCUACAUUGAUUAACUUUUUAAUAAUCUCCCUAUCUUCCUUGUUUUUUCUCUCAAAUGGUUCUCUGGGGAAAAGGGAAGUAGUUGAUCUAGGGCCCUUCCUCUAAAUGGUUAGACUCUACCUAACUUAAUCUUAUUAGAAAAUUCACUUUCCAUCUCAUUCUUCCAAGAAUUACUAUACUGGUAGAAGUCUGGUAUUUUUUUUCCCCUUUCAAGUUUUUGGUAUCCAUUUCUCUCCCUCUUCAUUUAUACCAGUGACUCAUUAGCUCCCUUCCCAGGUAAAAUGCCACCUUCUACAACAACCUUUUUCCAACUUCUCUUAAUUCUAGUGACCCUUUGUUAAUUAUUUCUCAUUUAUCCUGUACAGAACUUAUUUGUCAUAUUUGUUUGCCUAUUGUCUCUCCCAUUAGAUUGUAAGCUCCUUGAGGGAGGAACUAUCCUUUGCCUUUUUUUUUUUUUUUUUUUUUUGCAUCCAAUAACUAAUUCAAUAAGCAUUUAUUAAGUGUAAUGUUCUGGUUAGCUUUCUGGAGGUCUUGGAACCAGCCUUCGUUUUCAGCAGAGUAAUCACCACAAGAAUAGCCAGGGAUAACGUCCAAAAGUCUUUAUUAUCUCCUUCACAAUCUGUCACCUUUCCUGGGGCUCAGCUAGCUUUCUGGAGACCCUUCUGACGGGUCUUGGUCUCACUGGGGGAGGCAGGAGAGCCACCACGAUGAUGAUGAAGAUGGAAUGUCUCUCUCCUGAAGUUUCCUUGCCUCUGAGAGCUUGAGCUCCAGCCUCUAGUCCUCUGUCUUUUCUGAGUCUGUCUCUGGCUGAGUUUGUCCCAGUUUAUAUGCUUUAUUACAAUUACAUCAUUACAGUAUACUGAGUAUAAACCAAUCAUUAUAUCACUAAGGCAAUACUGAACUAGAGAACUCACAUGUUAAACUAGAUAACCAUUGUCUUAUCAAUUCUACUGUGUUAACACCGUGUUUUAGGACUAAAUCAAUCAUACUGAACCUUGAGUAUAUUUCUCCAAAGUUCCUGCCCUUUACAAUUAAGUACCUACUGUCUUUGUCCAAGUGUUUGCACAGUGCCUAGCAUGUAAUAUGUGUUUAAUAAAUAUUUAUUGACAGACUGACAUAGGGAUUACCCUGUUCUUGGGGUUGUAGGACUGAAGCCAAAGUCCGACAAUAACUGCAAAGAUUAAAAACUUUAGUCUUAAACAUCAGUUCUUAGUAUGGAUGAGGAAUAAAAUGAGUUGUAGUUCUGGUCUUGCCUGUUAUAGGAAUGGGGAGUUGCAGCCCUUUUCUAUAUUGACUUUAUCUUUAUUGUCAUAAAGCAGAAAACUUGACCAUCCCUGCACACUAAUACCAUAGGAGAUACUGGCAUGUGGUUACUUACUUUUACAAUAUUGAAGGGGGAUGUAUUUCUUCUGAGGAUGACCAGCAGCCCUCUGUCCCUAAAUGAUUAUUUAUUCCUAUUUCCCCACAACAACCAUGUUUCUACACUAUUUAGUAUGAACCAUUAAAGAGAAUGCUGCUUUUUCUCUUCUCACCCCCAUCCUGUCUAACAAAGUAGACCUCCUUUGGGCUGCUCCCUUAAUCCUAUCAUCCAAUAGCACAAUCUUCAAGCUCUUAUUGCCUUCCAAGUCCAUGGAUCCUUGGCUGGCUUUGGUCAUACCUGUGGGAUACCACAGGUAUGAAGUCUGACUAGAUUUUAUCCUAAGAAAGAGCCUUCUACUGGUUCAUUAGAUUAAUUAUACUCUUAUGUAAGCUCUUUAGGCUCCAGGGUUGUGAAAAGAAUGAAAUAAUAAGGAAUGAAAGAAAAAUCUAAUGAACUAGGUCACAUGUCAAAUUACUUUGGACUAAGGAUAGGGUGGAAGUCUAUGGUUGGGCUGAACUGGACUCUGGAUAGUUUGGUAUAUAGAAAUUUUGUGCAAAUAGGGCUCAGAAUAGUUUAAGAGCAACCAAUAGAUGAAAAGGAUGGGAGUGCAAAUGCUCAGCUCAGCUUUGGCUCUAUGGUGGGUGCAGUUCAUCAGUAUGAUUAUGGCCCUGGUUUUGGUGCUAUUAUAGCUUUACUAUACUUGGAAGGGAUGAAUAUCUGUCAUGAAGUUGUCAGCUUGAUUCUAUUUUGAUCCUCAUUGGAGCUGACUGUCCUUGGGUAGUCUGGGCUGCCCAGCAGAUGCCUUCAAAGAAAAAUAAGACCCCUCAGAGGCAUGAAUGCAUAAUGAAAGAAAACUUGCUUCAAACCUUGACUCAGCAGUUAAAUAAUUGUGAACAUGGGCAAAUCUCUUAACACAGUAUCUUUUUUUUUUUUUUUUUUUUAAGCUAGAAAGAUCUCAGGAACUAUUUAGGCCACUCUCAUUUUAGUGAUAAAGUAACUGGGGUCCUCUUCGUUUAAGUACUUGUUCAAGGUCACACAAAAUAGUGUCAGAAGCAGAAUUUAAAUCCAAGUUCCAUCACAGAAUAAGCACUCUUUCCACAGUGCUAUGCUGGAACUUAUUUUAGAAUGUGGGUGCAAUUGAUGUUCAAGGAUUUGAUAGCAAAAUUUGAAAUAUUAUUAUGAUUUUGAGAGAAGGUGAAAGGCUUCUCAAUUUUUCUGUCGCUGUGCCUUAAUCAAUUUUCUGUAAAAUUAAAGUUCCCUGAGGCCAAAAAUUGCCUUGUUAGGUUUUUGGUUUUUGCUAUUGUUUUCCUGGUAUCUAGUGAAUACUACAUAUAAGCAUACAUUUAUUUUUUGAGUUGAAGGAACUAUGAAAUGUUAUAAUUAUUAUAUCUAUGCAAAAAAAAGGACACUAUCCAAGCUAAUUGCUAUUCCUCUAUAUUCAGAAAAAUGUAUUUAAGUACUUUAAUCUUGGAACCUGCUCUUUUUGCUUUGAGUUGUUGUUCCCUAAAUUGCAGUAGUAGAAGUCAAGUUCCCAUCCUCAAGAAGUUUACAUACUAAAAGGAAAAAACCUCCACCACAACACAAAUAGUUAGAAAUAAAAUUUUAUAAAAGCUAAAGAAAUAGAAAAAAACAAACAUUUUCUCUUAAGAGAGAAAAAAUAGACUUUUAGAAUUAAAAUAUAAAAUGAUACAUAUAUUUUUGACAUCACUUUCUUAAUUUAAGAACAUAAAAAACAUUUGUUAUUAUUUUGUUUAUAAUGUUAUUUCAUAUAAUAGAUUUAAAUGUAUUCAGAUAAUCCCAAAUGUUUAUAAUUUAUUUGGUUUGGAUUUUUUCUUCUAAAAAUUCUACUUCAAUACCUUAUUGUGGUCUGGAAAUGAUCCUUGCUAUCAGCAAAAUAUAAACUCUGGAUAAGUCUACCAUCCUGGAAUGUCUAUGUCUUCCAUGUGAGUAUUUAUUUAGCCUACUCCAAUAGGCUCUUUGGCCAUGGCAACCAAAGAAAGAAAGGAAAUUUCUUCUGAUUCUAUAGUGACUGGUGAAAUGUCAGAACAAAAGGGCAGAGAAUGCUAAGUUUCAUAUAGUUAUAGACUCUACAUGCGAGAUUGCUGUUAUAGCCAAUAAAUUGAUAUGCUACUUAAAGAACUCAACCAUAUCUAUAUUGCUAAUUUCUAGAUGAAUGGCCAAAAGAAAAAAGACAGUUCUGCCUGCAUUUUUGAUUUCCUUCACAGGUUAAUAGUACGCUAUUUCAAAGUCCGAUUCUUUUUGUAAGCAAAAUAACUGUUAGGACAAGUAUGCUUAUGUUGUAUUUAAUUUAUACUUUAACAUACUUAACAUGUAUUGGUCAAUCUGCCAUGGGAUGGGGGGAAGGAGGGGAAAAAUUGGAACAAAAGGCUUGGCAAUUGUCAAUGCUGUAAAAUUACCCAUGCAUAUAACUUGUAAAUAAAAAGCUAUAAUAAAAUAAACAAAUAAAUAAAUAAAUAAAAGAUGGAAACAGUCAAAAAAAAAAGUCAAAAACCUGGAGAGACUCACAUGAACUGAUGAUCCAAAGUGAAAUAAGUAGAACCAGAAAAAUAUUGCACUGUAAUAGGAAUGUUAUACGGUGACCAACUAUUCUUAGAAAUAAUAAUCCAAGACAAUUCCAAAUAACGUAUGAUUUUAAAAACAAUCUAUCCAUUUGCACAGAAUGAAUUGAAGGAAUUGUUAUGCCACAUCUUCCUGCACAGGUGACCUUUAUAGGAAUUCCCUUCUUUUUUUUCUCUUAUUGUCCUGACUCAGUUUCUCUAAUUAUCCUGACUCAAUCCUGCCUUGGUUUCCCUGCUUCUCAGUUCUGCAAAACCUCCCCUCUCUCUUUAUCAGAAUACUUGAUAGAAUAUCAGAAUACCUCUCUCCAUCCCAAGCUAUUAGAAUAUCAGAUACUGUCUUAUCAAGAUGCCUCUCCACAUGUCCAGGGUGCCUCCCCCUGAUUAUGUCAUCCCCUCUCCAGAGGCUCACCCCACCUUGUCAGUCCCGUUCCAGCUCUCAGUGCUCUGACUCCCGCCCCUGCCUCAGUCUACCCUCUGCAUCUGAGCCACGUUGUAUAUAUGUCAUUGAGAACUCUGAUUGUUUGCUGGAUUCUUGAAGACCAUAGCCUCAUUUACCACUGGGACCAAACAUGGGUCCAUUGGUCCCAAUAUAUCUCUCCAUUUGAUAAGUUAUUAAAUACUCUCUAAUCCUUUACUCAGUUUCUCCACCAUUACAUUUUGGAGGCUCCCACCGAGAUGUUAGAAAAUGAGCAGGGCCUCUGGGUGGCUGGGGAUCUGAAUUCUUGGCCUAUAGAGGCCGUUCCCCCUCUCUUCCCCCCCCCCCCCGUUUUUUUUUCAGAUCCUCCAGUUAAGAGAGCAGUUUCCUGCCAUAACAGCCUGACACCCCCAUUUUGGCUAUUGGAGAGUAAGUCAGUCUGAGUACCUUUGGGGUACCAUCUGUUCUGUCUGUACCUGUUCUGUUCUAUUCUGUUAUGCUAGCAUCUGGAUUCCCAGAAUUAUGAAAUGCUGACGGGCAUAAAUUCUGGGAGUAGGGUCUUCUGGAUGCAGGGAUUCUUACCUGGGUGUCUAAGACACAUCUGGUUCUGUGUGCCAAUUGGCACAACUCUGAGAAUUCCAGAGUAUAAAUCUCAGUGUCUUUUUUAAUGACACCAUCUGGCAAAAAACAAACAAACAAAAAACAAACUCAGUGUUGGAUUUUGGGAAGGAGCUGACAACUUCCCUCAGGGCUAGUCUAAAAUUUCUAGAUAGCUCCUGGUCUGUGUUAAAUGUUUUGUUUCUUGUUUUUGGCCAAGAAGUCAUGUAGUCAUGUCCAUGUGUUUUUAUGUGCGGUUUGUCUGUCACUUGUUUGUGACUUUAUUUGGUUCAGAGCUCUGCUAAAUUAAGAAAUUUGGGAAUUAGUUAAAAUUUACUGGUGAUUUUAAACUUAAAAAAAAAACUGGCACUCGGGUAAUUUAAAUUUAGGCGUGGCUUGAAUGGAGUUACCUUAGAUAAGGCCUCUGGAGAACAAAAGGAGUUUAUGUUAAUUGCUUUGAACUCAGGCUGGAGAAAACAUCUGAUUAGAAUGAUUUUUAAAAUUGUGGAAAAUAAUUUUACUGUUGCCUUUGCAGGCUGAUUUGGUUAUCUUUGAAUGUAAGAUCUUAAGAACUUGUUGGGGUGAAGGGGUGAAGUUCUGUUAAUUUACUUGAAAGAGGUCACGUUUCUCCAAUUAGGGUCUGACUUUUCUAAAGGCUUCAACACCAAGCUAGUUGGCCACUUGAAAUCCUCCACUAAAGGUUGGGUGGGAUAGGGAUCUUUUGUCUUCAAAGGUGAAGAUUAAACUCACCCUUCUGCUCUCUGCUAGCACCUAUUUAGCCUGGGGGAAAAGUUAGCUACUUUCCUUCCCCCCUACCUUUUGGGAGGUGGAGUAGGGGGACGAGCAGCCAUGUGGAAUCCCCCCCACACUAAGUGUGUUCCAGAUUUCAAGAGAUAGGCCUGCUUUUAAGUUAAUUGAUCUAUAAUUUGGUAAGGCUGUUUCUAAAGAUUUAAAGAUAUUUUAAAAAAUCUUUCAGAUUCUUUUCUGUAGAAUUGGGUAUUCUGUAUAAGUUUAAUUAAUUGUAUUCUGAGGUUAUGCCCAUAGUUUUUCCUUGUGCUUUUGAAAAUGUUACUGUUAAAUAUGAAAGCUAACUUGUGGACUUACUGAAACCAAUUUAUUACUGUUAUCAUAUACCAUAUGAGGUUAUGGUAUUUCUGAAAGUUUAAUAUUUUUAAGAACCUCUUGGAUUCUUUUAUGUGAUAUUAGGAUGUUCUGUAUAGGAUAUUCUAAGUUUUAAUUGAUUGUAUUAGGUCAUUCUAAGGUCAUUUAAGGAGCUUCUGAAAAUAAUAUUUUUAUCCUUUUGAAAAAGUUUCUGUAAUGGACAAUAAUGUAAUUUGGAAUAUUUGUCUACAUAUUGGGUAUUUUUAAAAGCAAACUGAUUUGUAUGUAUGAUGUUCACUUAUGGGAACAUCUAUUUAGACAUGAAAGAAGAACUUACUGAGACAAAUUCUUACUGUCAUAAAUAUAUGGCUGUAGUAAAUAUCUGUUUAGGAUAUGUCUGAAACUUGGUUAAUAGAAUUUGUUAAUAGAAGUAAAAUUCUUUGGGCUUAUAGUUAAUGCAAUUUGGGAGUUUUAAAGCUCCCCCCCUCUGACAGUCAGUGGGACAAUUAUCUAGAAUAAAACUGAAUUAAAGAUAUUUUAUCUUGUUUUGCUGAAAGUUAAGUUUUAACUGCUUAAGUUAUGGUUGUGUCCCUGCCUUUGUUCUACUGUAACUAAUUUUUAUGAUCAGAGCAAUGGUCAAUAGAAACUGUUAAUGCAAUUCAAUUAUGUCAUACCUUGCUACUUCCAAUCUGGUUAUAUGUCAUACCUGAUUAUAUGUAAUGAUUAUAUCCUAAAUACCUGGCAAAUGGGUAUUUACCCUGGUCAUCUGUCUGUUACUGAAUAUUUGUGUCUGGAUAUUCAGGUUUCUAAAUAAUGAGAGAGCAAAAACCUAAAUGCUAUUUUAUCUAUUGGGAAGCUGCUGGCCAAUUCAUACUGUCCUCUUUAUGUUUUGUAUCAGUCUGCUCUAACCUGUGCUCUAGAUUUCGGUCAGUUACAGGUAUUAACUGACUUCUGGAUUGGCCCAUCCGGCAGCACGGCCGCACCCUCUCUGGACUCCUCAGCAGAAAGCAGUUUUUGAGAAGAUCACUGCUCCUGAUGUCAUUUGGACUGAUAUUGGGGAGAGGAAAGUGGUUGAAUUAUUGUUAAAAUGUUAACUGUAUCACUGUUUUAAGAUUUGUUAAAACUGGGAUUUGUUACAACUUUAACUAUUGCUAUAUGUUUGAAGGAUUUUUAGGAAACAUACUGUAUUAGUCUGUUAUGUACAGGAAUUUUGAUUCACUCUUGGGAUUUAUAUGCGGAAUGGUAAUUUGAUAAUUUCUUUUCCGUGUAAAAAAGUAAGGAAGGAAACUGGUUGAAACUGCUCAGGAAAUUGGGAAAAACUGAUGUAUUGUUCUUAGGCACUUCUGCCUAAUGAAUUCAUUAAUUCAGAUUAAAUUGGAAAUUAUUUAA
Molecule: messenger RNA, 9148 nt
Organism: Antechinus flavipes (yellow-footed antechinus)
Lineage: Eukaryota; Metazoa; Chordata; Mammalia; Dasyuromorphia; Dasyuridae
Gene: RND1
Product: Rho family GTPase 1
Exons: 5
Coding region: 124-822 (232 amino acids)
Biological process (GO): small GTPase-mediated signal transduction
Molecular function (GO): GTP binding; GTPase activity
Source: RefSeq, a predicted model, not a curated record